Messenger RNA from Leptosomus discolor (cuckoo roller), 303 nucleotides. NCBI's taxonomy places the organism in Eukaryota, Metazoa, Chordata, Aves, Leptosomiformes, Leptosomidae. The record is from RefSeq and is a predicted model, not a curated record.
AUGGCAAGGUCUACUAACCGCUGGUUUUCCGUUAUACCUGUGGACAAACCAGAGAUUCUUAAGAAUGAAAAUUAUAGAGAAGAAAUUAAACUGAAAAUCCAAGAUGUAUUAGAAAAGGAUAAGCUGCUUCAGGCCAAGGAAUACAAGGAGGGACUUGUUGCUGAACCAGCUCAUACUCACGUUAAAGGCCACGCAUCUGCCCCUUACUAUGGAAGGAAAGAGCCUUCGCCAGAUCCAACCAGCACUGCGAGUACUUUUCAGCCGGGCUCCUGGAUGCCACCAGGCAGUGGUAGUAGUCAUUAA